CCAAAAAUGUAGGCAUGUAUUACAGUAUCAGCACUUGACUGCGGUGCAUACGACCAGGCUUACGCACCACCAAGCUACCAUCCACUGCAUCCCUUACCACCACAAGCACACACUCCCAAUAAAUUAACCUCAAACACCACCUUCCAAACUCACAUCAAUUACUUAAUCUUCUUCUUCGUCGCCGUCGUCUUCUUGUUGUUGUUGUUGGUGAUUAAUUAGCAAAACUGAAUUUAUGGCGGAAGGUGUUAACAAGAAGCCGUUGAUGCUAGUCGCAGUGGACGACAGCGAUCAUAGCUUUUACGCGUUGGAGUGGACUUUGGAUCAUUUAUUUGCUCAGGGCACCAACCAUCCUUUCAAGCUCGUCAUUGUUCAUGCUAGGGCUUCUCCCUCAUCUGCACUCGGCGUCGCCGGAUUCGGGUCUGGGGAGUUUAUAACUUCCUUGGAGUCGGAUAUGAAGAAAAUAUCUAGUAAGACUGUGCAGAAGGCCAAGGACUUUUGCACCAGUAAAAAGGUGGAAAAUGUGGAAGUGGAGGUAAUGGAAGGUGAUCCAAGAAAUGUUAUGUGCGACGCUGUGGAUAAACAUCAUGCCUCCCUUUUGGUUCUUGGCAGUCAUGGUUAUGGAAUCGUAAAGAGGGCGGUUCUGGGAAGUGUAAGCGACUAUUGUGCCCAUCACGCAAAGUGCUCCGUGAUGAUUGUGAAGAAACCCGCCAAGCAUUAAGCCAUUUCUUUCAGCAUUACAUAUAAAUAAGAAAAGCUAUUCGGCUCUAAGAAUAGUGAUACUGAUAGGCCAUAUUAUUUGGACUUCAAUUUUUAGGGUAAUUGAAUGACGAAUUGCAGUUUGUUUUGUAACCAUCUAUUGUUGGAUUAUGUUGCAUAAUAUUGCGCUAUAUCUCACAUUGCGGAUGAAUUUUUGCAA
Malus domestica (apple) is the source of this 916-nucleotide messenger RNA. RefSeq names its product universal stress protein PHOS32-like. The record is from RefSeq and is a predicted model, not a curated record. Lineage: Eukaryota; Viridiplantae; Streptophyta; Magnoliopsida; Rosales; Rosaceae.